Molecule: messenger RNA, 1374 nt
Organism: Effrenium voratum
Lineage: Eukaryota; Dinophyceae; Suessiales; Symbiodiniaceae
Source: the annotation of a GenBank genome assembly
GUUUCCGCCUGAACGUGUCCGAGUCGGUUCGUGUCGACCGUGUCCUUCCCAAAGUCGUGUCGACAACUUUUCGAGUCCGCGAAGUUGCGGUCGCGUGUCUGUCCCGUGCCGGGCCUAAGCUCCCUGAAUAUCAAGCCCGUCUUGAGCAUUUUUGUAAAGACGCACCAGCUCAUCCGGCGCGGCCUUUUUUUGCCACCCCAAAGAUUUGACGGGGCUUGUGUUGCGCCUGUGCGCCAUUGCGCAGCUUGAGCCAAGAAUACCACCAUGAUGAUCCGGAACCUGCCUGAGCAACUGACGCAGCGGGACCUGUUGGAUGAGCUCAACAAGUUUGGGCUCGCGGGUCUCUACGACUUUUGUUACUUACCGCGGGACUUCAAGUCCGUGGAAAACAAAGGCUAUGCCUUCGUCAACUUUGCAUCGCCAGAGGCGGCCAACAUGUUCCGCAACUCCUGGCAUCGGCGGAGCUUUCCAGCUGAUUCCGCGUUGGCCGGCCAGCAGCUUGUCAUCAUGAGCGCUGACGUGCAGGGCUUGGCGUCAAACCUGAAGAAGUGGUGCGGACCUCGCCUGCGCCGGAUCCGGAACCCGGAGCUGAAACCCUAUGUCUCCUCCGCAGCUCUGGAGACUGAGGAGCCGAGCCCCGACAGUCCACACGUGGCUGGCCACGUGGGGCACUUUGGCCACACAUCGGAGCACGCGUCGGCUGCGAGCCACAGGGUGCCGCCCUGUCGCUCGCCAGCGAGCUCGCCAGCAGGAUCUAUGUCGGCAUCUCCGGCGGCAUCUCCGGGCUCCAAGCAUGUCAUGCAGGCCAUGCGAGCGGGCGCCAUCGUCUUGCAAAAAGCGAGGGCCAUGAUGCCGGCGACGGACCUGCAACCAUUUGCCAUGCCAAAGUGUCCACAGGCCAUUCGAAUAACUACCAUGGAUGCUGCUGACUUGAUCGAGAAGGAGGCUGAGUUGGCAUGGAAGUCUCGACAGUACGACCUCUCAAAGCUUGCAAAGACUCGCACACACUUUGGGCCCUUGGGCGCGCUGCCCCCGAAGGAGCUGCCAAGUCAAGACCCAGCCCUCAAGUACGUCACAAGAGAGGGCAGCAGACCUUUGCUGCUGCCAAAGGUGGUGCCUGUGGCGCGCAGCGCAUCCAGGCAUCUCUGCAGGCUGACCACGCCCGCCCGCUCCAGCCGCUGCGUUUCUCUCAGCCGAGGUGCAAGUUCUUCUGCCUCCAAAGUGGGAGAUGACAGGAGCCAUGGCAAAGCGGAGCAGUCAGAGAGCCGCGCGGCGCAUGCCCCGCACGUUGCAAAGGCGUCGAGAUACCAAAAGUUGAUCCAGCUGUACGAGCGCGCAUGCAUGGGAGGAGCUCCUGGCCCAUGGAUGUAUUGA